AAGCCGCCUGUCGCCGCCCGGCAAGGGGCGGGUGGCCGGCCGAAGCACAGCCUCACUCAGUCGGUCCUCGUGUCGCCGCUGCCAGCCAGCACACGGGUCGCAGCCUUUCGUCUUCUGACAAUAGUUGUGGUGCAUUUGAAGAAGAAAAAGAGCGGCGGCAGGGGUCAGGACAGGUAUUCGGUCUCCCCAGCAGCUAAGAAGCGAUGCAAGGCACCAUGGAGGCGGCGGUGCGUCGCCUGGGAACCCUCUUUUACCUGGUGGAGCCCAACGCCACCACCUUCCAGCACGCCGAAGAGGUGCCGAACUACAUCAACGAGGCUCUUCCAGUCUUCACCGUCUUCAUGGUGCUAGAGGUAGUGAUGCGAUGGUUGCUGGGGGAGAGAGAAACCAUCAGCGAUGUCGUUUCGGGUUUGAGUUCUGGGAUCCUGUUUGAGAGCGUCAGAGUGCUGAUGUCGGGAACAGUGCUGGUUGGGUACGAGUGGCUGUACCAGUACCGCAUAUUCGACUUGCCUUGGAACUCCCUCUACACAUGGCUGAUAACAUUUGUCCUUGUCGACUUCUGGACCUACUGGAUCCACCGGGCCAACCAUGAGAUAAACAUAAUUUGGGCGGUGCAUCAGAUCCAUCACCUCAGCGAGAACUACAAUUUGUCAACGGGGCUACGUUUGUCAAUUUUUCAAAAAACUAUCAACUUCAACUGCUAUUAUCCCAUGGCACUGUUGGGCAUCCCUUUCCCUUCGCUGCUAGCUCACAAUAGUUUAAAUCUUGUGUACCAAUUUUGGUUACAUACCACUGUCAUCGGCAAACUUGGGCCUCUUGAGUAUGUGAUUGGCACACCUUCCUUCCACCGUGUUCAUCAUGGUGCCAACAAUUGGUGUCUUGACAAGAACUACGCGAGCGUGCUGGCUGUGUGGGACUUUCUUUUUGGCACCUACGAGAUGGAACGUGACGACACAGAGAUCGUGUAUGGCCUUACGCAGCAGCCGCAGACCCACAACGCCCUUUAUCACCAGGUUUACUACUUCGGCGAGGUGUUCCGCAAGGCGCGCAGCAUGUCCACUUGGAAGGACUCUCUAAAAGCAGUGUUCUAUGGACCCGGCUGGACCCCAGGGUCUCCGCGCCUGGGGGACCCUGCCAAGUUUCCUGUCAUAACAGCUCCCAGACCAAAGUAUGACCCUAAAAUUCCCCAAUGGCAGCUGCUGUACGCCACUUCGCACAUGGUUGUGACUCUCCUGAUACAGCAAGUACUGCUCAAUCGCUUCUCGGGUGCCUCAUGGGUGAGCUUGUUGAUGUUUGGCGGUUUCAUCUUUUAUUCGCUCGGUGUGGUGACGGCCAUGCUGGACGGGUCGUGGUGGGCUGGGCCAGCGGAGGUUGUUCGCUGCACUGUCUACAUAUUCAACGCUCGCUCCUCACUUGCCACGCACAUCUCAGCAUUAGACACUGUUCUUAUCCUAUGUUAUACCUUUAGUGCAAUAAUCUGGACUUGUCACAGCUUAGUUCACAGAUAUUCUCUUCUCAAGACAGAUAAGCUACAUUGAAUAGCAUGGAAAUAGUGAGUGUCAUUAAUCAGGUAGCUGGUUUCUGGGAAACACUGACGAAAAAUUCUUAUUUGUUCUCAGUUUUUAUCAGCACUUGUAAUUUCGAAGACAGGCUUCCUUCUGUUUAUAAACACUCCGGUGAUCUUUUUUUUUUAAUAUAUGAAUAUAUGAAUGUUUGUUAAUAUAUUAAUAUAUAAAUAACACACAAACUCCCUCUUUGGCGGUGGGUGAGUGGUUAGCGUGCGGGGCCCGCAUUCAUCACGCCAUGGAUAAUGUCGAUUUGAAUCCCCACGCUACCACCUGGGAUUUUUCAGUCACCGCCGAGUGGCCUAAGACUACCCACAUACUGUCCUGAAAACCAUCCAUCAACCCAGACUCUAGAAGAAACCGUCCAAGUGAAUAAAAAAUGAGUUCCGGGCCAAGCCAAGCAUAACUGGCGCCACUAUAAAAAAUUGCCUGCGCCAUGACAGGCUUGGGCCGACCACCAGGCCCCUGAAGAAAGUCUAUCGGCCCUAUAGGCAGAUGUAAAAAUAAUUUCUCCGUUGUCAUUUUCCACCGUGAAAACUUGAAUACAAUUGUUCAUAA
Eriocheir sinensis (Chinese mitten crab) is the source of this 2123-nucleotide messenger RNA. Its product is annotated as alkylglycerol monooxygenase-like. The transcript is spliced from 8 exons. The record is from RefSeq and is a predicted model, not a curated record. NCBI's taxonomy places the organism in Eukaryota, Metazoa, Arthropoda, Malacostraca, Decapoda, Varunidae. Gene Ontology annotation, biological process: lipid biosynthetic process. Gene Ontology annotation, cellular component: endoplasmic reticulum. Gene Ontology annotation, molecular function: iron ion binding; oxidoreductase activity. Bases 204 to 1538 code for a protein of 444 amino acids.